AACUGCAUUCACCUACUCUGAAGUACUCACUGAAUUUAUCUUAACGGCUUCUCUCUCUCACUGUAUUUGUCUGUCUCUCUGUCUGUCUGUGUGGCGCACUCUCGUUCUCUCUCUCUCAGAAGACUAUCUCAAUGGCGAUGUUGACCAUUCUUCUGCUUCUCAGCGCUGCCAUUGUUCUGGGCGAGGCCUUUGAUCUACGUGCCGCAAAGGCUGGGGUGGUGGAGGAACAGCAGGAAGCAGAAGCAGCAGAGAGUGAUCGUCCAUGUCCCGGAGGUUGGACCAAAUACAAAUCACGUUGCUUUAUGUUUGUCAACAAUGCAAUGACAUGGCCCCAAGCUGAGAACCACUGUCUGUCCCUUCAAGCAAACCUGGCGUCUAUAAAAAACUAUGGGGAGAACUAUAAUUUACAGCAAUUGGUGUUGAGAAACACCGGCCAAAAUCAACCUACCUGGAUUGGAGGAUGUAAUGCUGUUGAGAACAAACUAUGGUUCUGGAGUGACGGCUCCAAAUUUGAUUACCAGAGCUGGGGGCAAGGAGAGCCCAAUAAUUAUGGUGGCAAUGAGCACUGUCUUCAGAUGAACGCGGGAGGUGACAAAACGUGGAACGAUUUAAACUGUGAAGUGAAAUUGCCCAUGGUGUGCGCACUGAGAACCUGUUAAAUCCAGCAAAACAUCAACUCAACUGAAAAAUACAUGUUUUUCCAGUGUCAGCAUCCUAACUGAACACACAAGUCAAAUACUUUUAAAAUUAUUUGUUUCUGUAAA
This is a messenger RNA of Salmo salar (Atlantic salmon), 764 nucleotides long. The record is from RefSeq and is a predicted model, not a curated record. Lineage: Eukaryota; Metazoa; Chordata; Actinopteri; Salmoniformes; Salmonidae.